Molecule: messenger RNA, 735 nt
Organism: Bipolaris zeicola 26-R-13
Lineage: Eukaryota; Fungi; Ascomycota; Dothideomycetes; Pleosporales; Pleosporaceae
Exons: 2
Coding region: 1-735 (244 amino acids)
Source: RefSeq, a predicted model, not a curated record
AUGAAAAAUAUGGAAACAAGCCUGCCUGACGAGCACGGCAGUAUCGAACCUGACCAUGCCAUUGUCGAGCAGACGAAUGCAAACGCCAUCGGUCAAGGACUUACCAGCCCCGAACCCAACACUGAAACUACCAAUGCAGAAGACAGUAGUUCUGAAACUAGCAGCACAAGCCAUAACACACGCGAGCUCACAGCUGUAAUGGAUCCAUCCCACGGGCCAGUCAUGCUAAAUAUUCACCUCGAACCUUUCCCGGCUAACUGGCAGAACAAAGCCGGCAUUCCGCAUGCUUUUCAGCUCAGCAAGAAUGAACGGUGCAGGCUAUGGUACAACGCCUUUCGCACCUCCGAUCUAUACAUGAUCGGCACAAACAGAAUCCCCGAAACUUUGUACGAACUCGUCCCCUUCGCUUGGUAUAACGAGAGGAGCAUUGAUAACCUUCUUCUUCUUCUGUGCAAUCUUGCGGAGGAUUCAGAGCGCUGGGAACGGUUGACGUCGCCGGCUGGUGAUAGCGCUAGUGGUUGUGGCAUAGCUGAGGACAAUGAAGAUCACAUGGUUAGUGGAGAUGAGGAUAGCGUGGUCGACGACGACAAUGACGCGGCCGACGAGGAACCUCGUGACACUGACAAGGAGGAGGAGGAGGAGGAAGCUGAACAGGAUGGCGAUUCCAUGGUUGAUUGUAAUAAUGACGACACGCUCGGGGACGAGGACAAGGAUGAAGAGUGUACUACGCAGUGA